Molecule: messenger RNA, 1143 nt
Organism: Drosophila suzukii
Lineage: Eukaryota; Metazoa; Arthropoda; Insecta; Diptera; Drosophilidae
Gene: Prosbeta2R2
Product: Proteasome beta2 subunit-related 2
Cellular component (GO): proteasome core complex
Molecular function (GO): threonine-type endopeptidase activity
Source: RefSeq, a predicted model, not a curated record
CUAAAAGAUUUUAAUAUAUUUUUUACUUUCAAGCCUAAGAAGUUCUUCAUCAUGUUUAAUGGUAUACCAACGAUGAUGAGAUAUACCGCACGAUCGCCAUAUCAGUGCGGUUCCAGCGGAUUCAGUUUCGACAAUUGUUUGCGAAAUAAAAGCCUUACCGAGAAUGGAUUUUUGGAGCCGAAUCGUAUCAGCACUGGCACCACCAUAGUGGGCAUAAUUUAUGACGGAGGCGUGAUCAUAGGCGCAGAUUCCAGGGCUACCAACGCCAACAUAAUACCCUCGAAUAACAGCCGCAAGAUUUAUGAGCUGCAGAGCAACAUUUAUGCCGGUGGUGCCGGAGUCGCACAGGACACGAGUGCUUUGAUGGAGGUGACGCGUGCGCAGCUGGAGCUCCACCGCAUGAACACAGGGUUCCGAAAGGUGCCGGUGCGCUGUGCCAACCAGAUGGUGAGGCAGCUGCUCUACCGCUUCAGCGGGAACAUGCAGGCCAACGUCAUCAUCGGCGGCGUGGAUCGAACCGGGACCCAUCUCUUCUGCACCCGGUUCGAUGGCACCACGGACACAGUGCCGUUCACGUCCCUGGGCUCCGGCAAUCUGGCGGCCAUGUCCAUGCUGGAAUCGCGGUGGACGGAGGGCCUGGACGAGCAGGCCGCCCACGAUCUCGCCUGCGAUGCCGUGUUUGUUGGCAUGGAGAAUGACCUGAACUCCGGCGGAAGGGCCUGUCUCUGCAUCAUUCGGUCCGACUUCUCGGUGCACUGGAAAGUGCAGAGCCCCUACCCCAACAAGACUAGUCCGAUGCGAAGCCUCCUACUGGCGAUCAGGCAUGGCUGCUCCAGCGUUCUGUCCACCAUCGAGCACCAGGUGGUGCCGUGGGGAGAAACUCCAGUUGGGUGCAAAGCUCGAGGUUCGAGACCAAGGGGUCGCAUGGAUCCAGGACCAGGAGAAACAGGAAACCGGCGUCGUGGGGCCGAAACUCUAGGUCCACCUAAGGCCAAAAGGAGGAGGCUGGAUGCAGAUGAACCCGCGAAAUGAAAUACUAGCACUUUUUGUAAUUAUACUCCUAACAGCGGAUGCCUCAUUAACUCCUAUCCUCAGCAAUCCCAGUCUCUGUCAUUGUCUCUCCUUGUGGCGACUACUGCCACG